UCACGUGACUUUCUACCAGAGACCUAGUUUUGGAGUGCACCGGCGGGCAAGAAAACUAUAGCAGGCAGGCUGCCGUCAAGUUGACAUAAAAAUGGUGGCUUCGUCGGGAAAUGUAACCACUGCAUCAGACAUAGAUCAGGUGCAUGGUUACUAUAUGAUGUUCGGCACAAUGGUAUUAUUCACUGGAGUGAACCUCUUCAUAACUAGACUUGGCACCCCUAAGACAGUUCGUGAAGAUCCCUGGCGAUGGAAGAAUAUCUUAAUUUCGUGGGUGCAUGCAUUGAUUUGCGGCGUUUGGGAUAUUUUAUGUCUCGUAUUGUAUCCAGAACUAUUUGGUGACUUGAUUCUUCAUAUAAAUUACUUCACUUUUCUCAUGAUACCCUUUUCAACAGGGUAUUUUCUCUAUGAUUCCAUUGAUAUGCUGAUCAACAAGAAACUACGCCAAAACUGGGAGGUCACGGCACAUCAUAUUGCUGUGGCGUCCAUGUUUUGGUUCAAUUUCCAUCAGAAGUUAUGUAUAGGGUAUAAUGUUUUGGCACUGAUGGCUGAAGUAAACAGCUUCUUCCUGCACACCCGCAAGUUGCUACAGAUGAUCCAGGUAGAUUAUAACUCUGUAUUUUAUAAGUUGGUGUGCCUCUGUAACAUUGUGACAUUUUCCUUUUUUCGAGGUUACUCAAAUUCACGAAUAUUAAUUGGAAUGUACAUAGAGUAUGACAGAGUCCCGAGCUUUUAUUACAAAUGUCUUACGAUGUCAAUGUCUUGUAUGACUCUAAUCAACAUUUUCCUGUUCUGGAGGCUGCUGAAGAGUGAUUUCCUCCGCAAUCGGGUGAACAAAUCAGUCAACCCCGGUGUCAAAUCAAUCAAUUCAGAAAGUAACAUGAAUGGUGAUCGCCACAUGGCACACGUGAAAAAGGAAUAAUGCGGAAAUCUUGAAUAGAUGAUUGGAGAUCAAAAGUGUUGAGCUGUGAUGAAGUCUACAAAUGAACAGAAGUUUGAAGGAAUUUUGUUCAUAUACUUAAUGUACGCUAUGUAAAUUAACUAACGUGUACUGAGUUCAGAGGAGAGGUAUGAUUGACAUUAGGGAGAAGAGGAAUAACGAACAAGGAGAAAGGCUGCCUAUUUCAUUUCAUGUCCUGUAAGUUCCAGUAGUAUAUAUUGUCCCAGUAUUAAGGAAGUAAAUUAUAGACUUUCGGUCUCGGCAUUCAAAAGUGUAAACACAGCGAAUUGAUGUAGACUACUAAUGUAGUGUCAAGACUGCUAACCCAAUGUAUCAGUUUUUUUGUUUUUUUUACUAAAACUCUUCAAAUAAAAUGUUCUGUUCUGAAGUA
This is a messenger RNA of Mizuhopecten yessoensis (Yesso scallop), 1328 nucleotides long. Its product is annotated as TLC domain-containing protein 2-like. NCBI's taxonomy places the organism in Eukaryota, Metazoa, Mollusca, Bivalvia, Pectinida, Pectinidae. The record is from RefSeq and is a predicted model, not a curated record. Bases 92 to 919 code for a protein of 275 amino acids. Gene Ontology annotation, cellular component: plasma membrane. The transcript has 4 exons. Gene Ontology annotation, biological process: plasma membrane organization; phospholipid homeostasis; membrane assembly.